AUGGUUCAUGGCGGCUUCGUCUUCUGCUCCGGGUCAAUCGGCAUGAACCCCCAAACAAACUCGAUUGUCGAGGGAACCAUUGCGGAUAGAACUACGCAGGCUCUCACCAACCUCGGCAAAGUCUUAGAGACGGCAGGUUCAGGCACAGACAAGAUCCUGAAAGUCAACAUCUACGUUACAAGCAUGGAAGAUGUUCCACUCAUGAACGAAGCUUACAUGGCCUUUUUUGCUGAGCCGCGACCAGCCAGGGCCUGUGUGUGCGUUAAGGCCUUAGCCAGGGGUACGGAUGUUGAGAUUGAAUGCACAGGGUUUAUUUGA
Messenger RNA from Colletotrichum chrysophilum, 318 nucleotides. RefSeq lists its product as uncharacterized. Gene Ontology annotation, cellular component: cytosol; mitochondrion. Lineage: Eukaryota; Fungi; Ascomycota; Sordariomycetes; Glomerellales; Glomerellaceae. The record is from RefSeq and is a predicted model, not a curated record. Bases 1 to 318 code for a protein of 105 amino acids. Gene Ontology annotation, molecular function: deaminase activity. The transcript has 2 exons.